AUGCUGCGCCGCUGCCUUGUCGAGGAGCCUGGGCACUGCGCGGCGCGUGCUGCAGAUUUGGCGCUGUCCUUCCGGAAGAUGGGCCAGGGCAAGGUCAGCCAAGUGCUUUUUCAGUGGGCAGAGCAGCAUGGGUCGGAGGAUGCUGCUUAUCAGUACAUCCGCGGGCACCACUUGGACUAUGACCUGGACAAGAGCGAGCGCGCAGGUCCCUACUACCAGCGGGCCUACGAGUUGGACCCGAACAAUCCCGUCUUCCUGAAGGAAUAUCUCAUGUGGCUUGAGCUCAUUGCCAAGGACAACCGCAGCCUGGUGGAGCUAUUGGGGCCUCGUCGUGUGCGGCGGAAGGCCCGCAAGACGUUGCCAGAACUGGGUGAUCCAGCCUUGGCAUGCGAGGCGUCGAUCACCACCCGAGAGUUGCUUCAGGAUCAUGAUUGGUCGCGCGAGCUAUGGUCUUAUGCUCUGGAGAACGGGGUUUGCAACCAGUGUGUGGAGAACAACUGGGCGCUGCAUGCUCCAAGUGGGCGGAAAAUGCGUGAGGACGUAGGCGACUGGCAGAUCUUCCUCAAUGCUUUCUGGCAUCGCGCCAUGAGAAGUACAAUGAUGGGCGCGACAGGCAAUGCUGGGCGACACGGGGCCUAUGAGCGCCGGGUUAACAGAACCUGGAGCCUGCAGGCGCUGUCCAAACACAGCAGUAUCAACGAGCUGCUGCAGACGGGCGACACCGUCAAACGAUUGGAGGUCGUGAACUUGGGUGACCUCUUCCCAUCUGCUCAGGUCACGAACGAGCUGAGUUUUAGUGGUGACAUGGCCAUGGGUCCGGACUCCUGGUCCACACAGACGCUCAUGCGGCACAACCGCCGUGAUGACCGUGGCCACACCUACCUCCAGCUCUUGCGCAGUGGCCCACGGAAGAUGCUCCACUUCGUCCCGGCUGGAAGCUCGGCGGUGAUCGUCACAUGUGGAGGCUUGUGUCCGGGACUGAACUCUGUGAUUCGCGAGAUAGUCAUGACUCUGGCACGCUACGGUGUGAAGAGUAUAUACGGUUGCAAGGGUGGCUACAAAGGCAUGGUGCAGCCUGACACGUGGUUGCCGCUCACGCCGGAGUCCGUGCAAGACAUCCACAAGGAAGGAGGAACAAUCCUCGUCAGCGACCGUGGUGCCUUGGGGCAACCCAGAUAUAUCCAGAUAUGUUGGCUGAGGAACAUCAAACAAUACUUCGUGAUCGGUGGAGAUGGCACGCAAGCGGGUGCCUUCCAGACCUUCACCUCCACUCAAGAGAUUGGCCAUGAGGUGGCCGUGGUCGGCGUGCCGAAGACGAUUGACAACGACAUCCCGAUCCUUGACAGGUCCUUUGGCUUCAACACGGCGUGCAGCGAGGCUGAGAAGGCAAUUGAGAGCUUUGAACUGAUCCCUUUGUGCAAUGCUUGCAAAUGCCUCGGCUCCUUGAAGCCUUGCCUUGCUCUUGGCUCCCCUGCUUCAUGUGCCUUCCUUCUGCGUGAGGCCAUUGACGCCGCCUAUGUGGAGGCCACAUGCAAUGCGCACUGCAUUGGCCUGGUGAAGCUUAUGGGCAUUGGGCCCAGAACGACUCUUGUGAAAGUUUCGAAGAGAGGAGGUGCAUGGCAUUUCCACCAGCUGGAGCUUGGAGAGUAUCCUUCCGCAGGAAGUGUGGACGUUUGCUUGCUGCCGGAGAUGGACAUCUCCCUCCCGCGAUUGAGGCCGGGCCAGGCAGGGUGCUGUUGCUACAAGAUUAUUGCUGCGUUUGCAGCAGAGGCCGUCAUUGUCGUGGCCGAGGGUUGCGGUGACACGUUGCUGAAAAGCUCCGGCGAGCGUGGGCACCUCAGUGACGCGGGUGGCAACAAGAAGCUAGCUGAUGUGGGACCAUGGCUCAAGGAGCAGCUGUUGGCCUAUGCCAAGAGGCCCCCCCCCUUGCUGCUAUGUGCCGCCUCUUGUGAUGCGUGCCAAGCUCAUUCGGCUGCCUCAUAG
Messenger RNA from Symbiodinium natans, 1983 nucleotides. NCBI's taxonomy places the organism in Eukaryota, Dinophyceae, Suessiales, Symbiodiniaceae. The record is from the annotation of a GenBank genome assembly.